AUGCCCCAGCAGUCUGAUGCAAAGUUGCUCGAAGAGCUGACCGAAGUCCCUGCAGGCUGGUCGCUCGCGACCGUCAUCGACGCCUUCGUCUACUUGGCUGCUUUUCUUGGCUAUCCUCCUGCGGAUCGAGCUCGCGAGGCGCUGAGCGGGCGGCUGGUGGAGCUCUGGGCCGUGCAGCCGGCGGAGGCCCAGGCCUGGCUUGAGCGCUUCGGAGAGCUGAAGACGGCGACGAGGCAGGAGCGGCUCUGCGAGGCGCUGCUCCGCCACGGGGCGGCCGAGUGUGGGAAGUACAAGGGCGGCCCCUGGUACUUCUCCGAGGCGGGGCUCCUUCGAGGAGAGCCGGAGGACUCAGCAGCGGAGCGGGAGCGCUGUGCGGCGUGGUACCUGCAGCAGCCCCACACCCGGGAUCGCUGCCGGGAGCUCGCGGAGCGGCUCGUGUCGGCUGAGAUGAGCCUGGAGACUGCGCGAAAGCGGCAGAAGCUCGAGGAGGAGACCUCCGAGCGCCGGCGCCUCGAAGCGGAGCUGCAGAAGUCGCAGGAGGAAGGCCGAGAGCUGCGCAAUCGCCUGGCUGUGGCGGAGGCGGAGGUGUCCAGCAAGGAUGCGGAGCUCCAAACUGCGCAGAGCGAGAGUGCAAACUGCAAGGAGCGGUGCGAAGAUCUCGCAGCUCGCGCUGCAGAUGCCGAGACCGCGGCGGCAAGGAUGCAACAGGAGCUCGGGCAGUUGAAGGAGGAGCAUGCAACGACGAAGGAGCGUCUCUCGCAGGCCGAAGCCGAUGCCGCGGAAAGGAGGCUGGAGGUGCAGCGGCUGCAAGAGGAGACUCGCGGCUGCCAGGAGCGCAGUCAGCAGGCAGAGGUGGCUCGCUCGGUUUUGACAGAAGAGCCGGGGAGCAAAGCCGAGCUGCAGCUCGAGAAGGCCGUCCUCCAGGAGCGGUGCGAUCAGCUCCGCCAGCAGCUCCAGCAAACCUCGGCCAAAGCGGAGGCUGAGAGGUCGGCGAUGCUCGGCCAGCUUUCGGCUCUGUGGGACGAGAGGGGCAUGCACAAGGAGCGCAUCCGCGAGCUGGAGCGACAGCUUCAUGAGGAGAAGAAGCAAGAGCAGGAGUCCCACCACAGCAACUUCGCCAGCGGCACAGUUUCCAGUGAACAGGAGUCGGAUCUUGCGGAGCAUUUUGGGUACAACCUUGUGGAUGAGGACAGAGCUUCGAUCCUGAGUGGCUCAUCUCAGUCCUCGGUGAAGCAGAACUGCUUCAUGCUGGAUGCGAUGUUCAAGGUCCGCAUGGACGUGCUUCGUGAAGGGAGGGACCUCCAGAAAGGGUCGCAGGUCGUGGCCGGAGAUGGCAAGACCUUGUUGGAGGUGGUCGAGAUCUCCAAGGAAGCCCAAGCUGGGGAAGUGGUCGACUUAUGGGCGGGUGCUGCCAUGUUGCGGGUGACCCCGGACCAUCGCGUGCAGGUCCCGGAUGAGAGUGGCGAAGCAGGUCGCGUUUACGUCCCCGCAGGCAACCUGAAGGCGGGCGACUUCGUCAUGCUUGAUGCAGGGGAGCCGGUGGCCCUUACCAGUGCCGAGACCCGUCCCAUGGAAUGCAAGGUUUUGAAGAUCGUCUUCAAGCCAGACCUGCCUGUGGCGGUUUUCUCCAGCCCAACCUGCAUCCUCAGCAAGGGCCACAAGAAGAAACCGACGACGGCGCGUCGUGGUGGCAUGUGCCAGAGAGGCAAGGAGGCCGUCGAUCCCAUCGAUGAGGGGGCUUCCAUUCCGGAUACGGCCGCCGGGGAGUACAUGGACUGA
Messenger RNA from Symbiodinium sp. CCMP2592, 1779 nucleotides. NCBI's taxonomy places the organism in Eukaryota, Dinophyceae, Suessiales, Symbiodiniaceae. The record is from the annotation of a GenBank genome assembly.